UAAUGGGCUUCGUGCGUCUCCGAGCCCGGGAUAGACUUUCAGUAUUGCAUUCGAUCUUGGUCGAACCUGUUGUGCUACUUAUUUCUACAAUUAAUGUUAUUGUUGUUGUUAUCCAAGUACUUUUUUUCUUUUUUUUUUUUUUAAUAUGCAUUCUUUCAUUCGAAGCAACGUUAACUCUUUUAUCGCGUGUAACUAAGGGAACUGAAGUGUGAUAAGGAAUGUUGUAGUUUUUUACUUUUUUAAUUAGUUACAUCGAAUAUAUCUAACAAAAAAAGGGAAUACUAUCUUUUGAUCAUGUACACGUCAUAUAGAUCAGAACACCGAGUAUAUGUCUCUUGAUAUCAAAUUGAACUAUUUGACACCGUUUAUCUCUCUCUAUCUCUCUCUGUCCAUUUUUCAAUGCAAGGAGUAAAGUGAGAAAGAAGGAUUGGUGAAAAGAAGACAACGGUCAAGGGGAAAAGAGGGGAAAAGGAAUUGUGACAGAGCCAACGCAAGCAUCCAUUAGAAUUUAUUUGACAAAGUCCUUUGGAAAUAUGAAUCACAAUUAACCACGAUUAACAAGGAAAAAUCUUCAUUAUUAUUAUAACAUUAUUUUUCUUUGAAACGCAAUGAAACGUCGACAGAUAGUCGAAAGAUACAACAUAAAACUGAGGAAGAGAAUAUAUAAAUAUACAGUGUUCUAUCCUCGGAUUCGAUAAGCAUGUUUUAAACCGGAAAUGUUGCCUAUCGUAUUGCAGAAGAGUGACUCACGUUUCACGUACCACAGAACAGAACAACAGUUACUCCAAUUUAUUACUUUCUAUCUUCUUGUCAUUACGAUCAUAUCGAGAGACGAUCUCUUUCUCAUAAAUUAAGCUCAUAAUUCUCUCUAUUAAAAGGAUUUUUAUUAGAAAAAAAAACAAAAAACAAAAAAAAAUCCAAUACCAAAAUCAAUACUAUGAUGAAUUGAUUUUCUUUGUUAUACGAAUGAAUGUUAAAAUAUCUCAAGAGAAAUGGAGACUAAACCGAUACCAAAACCAAGGUCAAUAAUAACUGAACGUCCUGUACCAGCACCUAGAAAAAUAGGACCACCUGUUUUACCAUUACCAUCGCCACCAACGCCAACUCGUAGCAAAAGUCCUAGCGAAUCGAGUCAAUCGGAAAAAAGUGGUGAUGAGAAUAAAUCAACGACAAGUACGGAAACACGAAAUUCGAGUGAAUUUUUUCGUCAAUUGAGUACGAGUUCUCGUCAAUUGAAAGAUGAAAUCUCAGAGAAGAUGUCGUCAAAGGGACGUGCUGUUAUUUCUAGUACCAAGAAUGCUAGUAUACGUCUUGAGAAAUCGGUGAAAAAUCUGUUAACGCGUAGAUUGACAUCCCUUAAUCAGGAUGAUUUGUUAAAUGACAAUAAUGUCAAUUCGAAAAAGAUAGCUGAUCCUGUAGAAGAUGACAGAUGCGUUUCAAUGCCUACCGAUGAUAUUUUUAGCAGUAUUACCUUUCAUAGUCCAUUUAGUGGUAAUCUGCGUAGUAUCAAAAAUGAGGAAGAUCUUUCCGGACUACGACAUAGUCCACCACCACCGGUAUAUCCGCCACCCCCGCUUCCUGUUGAAUCUAUCUACGACGAAUUAAAUUCAUUUACAUCGACUAGCAGCAGUGGUCGUUAUGAUACUCUCAGUUCAACAAUCUCGGAAAAAGUUGAACGAGAUUUUCCCGAGUCUACUAAUUUCAACAGCUUCAAUUUUCUUCAACGACAGGCCAGUGAUUCGGAUCAAAGUUUAAAUUUGUCCGAUGUAAAUGUUAGUCUUACGAGUGAUAAAUCAGACAUCGAAAGGAAAUUAUCGAGAUCAGAUUCUUGGACAUUUUAUGAUACCACACCACCUGCUAUUAAAUCUGAAACUGUUAAUGAAUUGGAUAGGAUAUCAAGUGCUGAAGAAGAAACUUUGGAACAGGCAAUAAACAUUGAUAGAAGAACAUUUAAAUCAUCUAACACCAGUCUCAUUUCAUUACAAAAUUCUAUUUAUGAAAAUUGCAUAUCACCAAAGAGUAAAGAUGAUCAAGUAUUGGAAUCAAUGUUCUCAGAUGUAAGACAACAAAGUAGUAAUAAAUCUUUACUCUUCGAAUUUGAUCCAUUUGCUAACAAGGCAUCUGAAGAAAACCUUUACAGUAAUUUUGAGAACAACGAUUUGAUGUUGUUAGAAGCACUUUUAGCAAAUAAUGAUUCAUCGAGUAAUGCUGGAAGUACAUUAGAUUUGCACGAAGAUAACGAAGACGAGGAACCAACGGAAUUAGAAGAGAAAAAAUUGCAAGACUCUAUGACACCUCCAGAACCACCUAAGAGAUUUGAUUCUCUUCCAAAAAAUGAAUACGACGAGGUUGAAACAGGUAAAAAUCCAGCAUUGUUACCAAAGCUUGCUCAAAUGACAAGAAGAAAACAACCAGCUGUACCACCUAGAAAAUCAUCGACCAAAAUUCUUACUGAUACUUCAACAACAAGUGCUCAAUCUAAAACAACAGAAUCUACGAUGGCUACAGGAAAACUCGUUGAUGAAACAACAUCUAAUUCUUUUCCAAUGGUUAAAACAAGCACCGAUGAUACGAAGAAAAUCAGUGUCAUUCAAAAAUUGAAAAAAUUGAGUCAAGAUUCAACGAGUAAUGUGAUCAAACCUAACGUGAUGAGUUUUGUUAGAAAUAGUAGUAAAUUGUUAUCUAGAAAUCGUGAUCAAGACAACAGUUCUAGUGAUCAUAGUUCAAGACAAUUAAAAAUGGAUAGACCUAAGUGUAAACUUUCUCAAUGUGCUUCCACUCAUAGAGGGAUUGUUUAUAAAACUGGAGUUGGUAUAGAAAGAGCGAAGGAUUUAGUUCAAAGAGCUGCUAUUUUAACAGAUCAAAAGUUAUUUUUUUACACUGACAAAAGUAUGUCUACUCUGAAAGAAACCAUUCAUCUUGAAACUGUUUAUAGUAUUCAUCUUUUGCAAGAUGUUAAAAUAGUCGAUGGUGAAACAGUACAUUGUAUAGCUAUCAGUUGUGAGACUAGACCCCAUAUAUAUAUAUUCUAUGCAAAGGGUAUAUCAGAGAGAAGAAUUUGGGCUCAAAAAAUCUUAGAAGCAAUGACAACGGUUUUUCCUAUUAAAUACACAGCCGAUCUUACUAGAGCCGGUUCGGUUUACUUAAAGGAAGGAAUAACUGGUACAUGGUUUCCUGCUUGGGUUCUUCUUCAAAAAAGGACGUUGGUUUAUACGAAAUCUUUGGAGCCUGUAGUUUUGGAAUAUUUAGAUUUACGGAAAGCACGUUGUAUUGUGCUGCGGGAACAAGAAGGACCGAAUCGAGAUAAUGGGUGUAUUCCUGUUGUGGUUGUUGACACUGGUGGUUCCGGUGCUUUACAUAUAGCAACAUUUGGUACAAAAGAAGCUCCAGCAUGGAGACAUGCUUUGUAUCAAGCUGCUACUGACUGUGGUCCAGCAUUACAUCAACAACAAAUUACACAAGACAAUGUUCCUGUUAUUCUUGACAAAUGCAUCAACUUUAUUUCCACGCAUGGUAUAAUGACUGAAGGAAUUUAUCGUCGCAGUGGAUCUAGCAGUGCUGUGAUCAGAUUAUUGGAAGCUUUUAGAAGAGAUGCCUGGGCUAUACAAAUUACACGUGGAUCUUACAGUGAACACGAUGUUGCUACGGUCCUUAGAAGAUUCCUUCGAGAUUUACCUGAAUCCUUAUUUCCUGCUAGUAUACACGAUUCCCUUUGUCAAAGCUCAGAGCUAACCAACGAAGAUGAAAGGAUAAAAGCCUAUAGAAAUUUAUUAACAAAGUUAGAUUCAAUAACUUCAGCAACGAUACGUCGAAUUCUAGCUCAUCUUCAUUAUCUUAGCCAACAAAGUUCUCGAAACUUAAUGACUGUUGAGAAUCUCUCUGCCAUUUGGGGACCUACUUUAAUGCACGCCGGAGAAAAUAGUGCUGAAGAUUGGAACAGAGAAGAGACUAAAGUAAUCAGCGAUUUGAUACAUUUAUUUCCAAAGUUAUAUCAAUUGUCGCAUGCCGAUUUAGCCAAGGAAGCUAAAAUCUUAGAAGUACUUGAGAAACAUCACGUUUCAAACAAUGGACUUCGUGGUGCACCGUCUGGCGAUUUAAAAAUUUGGAUAUACCUCAUUUCCAGAGAAGGAGAAUGCGUUAACGUUACCAUUGGUGCACAAAAGACAGCUUUCGAUAUCUGUCGAGAAUUAUCAGAGAAAGCUAAUCUACCAGCUCAUGAAUUAUGUUUAGAAGAAUAUGCACUUUCUGGUGCAUUGAAAAGACCAUUGCAUCAUAAUGAACGGGUUUUAGAAACAGUUGCGAGAUGGGGCUAUUGGGAUUCAGAUGAUAGGAAAGAUAAUAUCUUAAUUUUAAAGAAGGAUAGCCUAUACAAGGAUAUUGUUCCUUUGGUCAAGCCACCCAUGACAAUAUCAGGUGAACUGAAAUUUGCAGAUGUUAAGUCAAAAAAUUUUAAAACUUAUCUAUUUGAAUUUAGUCAAGCAAAGUUGUAUUGUUACAAAGAUAAAGUUUGUUCGACUAAAUUACACGAAUGGAAAAUUGAAGAUGUUAUUUGGUAUUUAGGCCAUGAAUCCAAACGUAAUCCACAAAUGGGCUGGACCAUCACAUUUAUACUAAGAAAUAAAAAACCAACAAGAUGCAAGGAAAAUCCUUUUUUCGGUAAUAUUUUAGCAGGUACGUCUAAAGACGAACAAUAUAAAUGGAUGGCUGCUAUGAUUUUUGGAGAAUUCCAAACGAAUCUACGACCAUCUGCUGUAAAUUUAAUGGACUUAUAAAAUGUUAACUAAUAAUAUAGAGAUGUUUAGAUGUUUGUAAAUUACAGGGUGUCAUACAGUAAUAAUUUACUGCCAUUUGAAAUGUUUUUAAAUGAGAGCUUAGACUUCUUAGACUUUGACAAUAAAAUUAUAUUAUAAAUGUAACACGACGUGUUACAUUUAUAUUGAAAUAUA
Messenger RNA from Polistes dominula (European paper wasp), 4946 nucleotides. RefSeq names its product RhoGAP_ARAP and RA_ARAPs domain-containing protein RhoGAP15B (gene RhoGAP15B). Gene Ontology annotation, cellular component: cytoplasm. The record is from RefSeq and is a predicted model, not a curated record. Lineage: Eukaryota; Metazoa; Arthropoda; Insecta; Hymenoptera; Vespidae. Gene Ontology annotation, biological process: positive regulation of GTPase activity; signal transduction. Gene Ontology annotation, molecular function: GTPase activator activity; phosphatidylinositol-3,4,5-trisphosphate binding.